Molecule: messenger RNA, 3261 nt
Organism: Symbiodinium natans
Lineage: Eukaryota; Dinophyceae; Suessiales; Symbiodiniaceae
Source: the annotation of a GenBank genome assembly
AUGGCCGCCGGCGAGGGCCAGCUCUAUCUCUUCGGGGGCGCCGCGCUGGCGGAAGGGCCGGGCGGAGACCACCAUGAGACCAGCGAGCUCUGGCGCUACGACACAGCCGAGGCUUUGUGGACCGUGGUCCGAGCCUCCCGGCCACCGGCACCGCGCUUAGGCCACGGUGUUGUUUGGCUGCCCGAGAACUCCUCUGUUUUGGUGUUCGGCGGCCGUACCGCGGCCUGCGUCCUCAGCGACCUCUGGCGCUGGCAAGCGGAACCCGAGACGGACUCCUGGGUGCGGCUCCACUCGACCGGCCCCGGUCCCACUGCGCGCUUCGGGCAGGCGAUGCUGCGGCACCCCACGGAAAACGCAUUUUGGCUGCAUGGCGGCGCGGGUGGCGCAGAGGGUCAUGGCCACGGCCAGGGCCUCCACGACGAUCUAUGGCUCUGCCGCAUGGGCCCUGGGCCUCUGGAGGCCCUGUGGCAGCGGAUCCAUGACGCUGGGGGCCCGAGGCCCCAGGCCCGCGCGCUUCACGCUCUGGCCUAUGGAACUGGCAACCUCUGGAUGCACGGUGGGUAUGGUGGUGAGGAUCUCGGGCGGCCCUUGGAUGACACUUGGUUCUUCAACCUGGAGGAGGGGCUUUGGUCAGAGCUGCAACCUGGUCCACCUCGUCAAGGCCACAUCGCUUUCUACGCCGGUGACGCCUUCUGGAUCUAUGGCAGCAGCGGGUCCUCCAUGGUAGCGGACAUGUUCCACUACGAUGCCUUGCGUGACAGGUGGAGCUCCGUGGCGGCGGGUGCGGGUUUCUUGCCCGCGCAGCGCACUGCGCAUGCUGCGGCCUACGCAGAAGGCACCCUUUGGUUGCACGGCGGCACUCCGGCGGACAACCGCAGCCAGAGCUUGGGAGACCUCUGGGCAUGGCAAGCAGCCUCGGGGGAUUGGCAUCUUGAGUCGGAGUACGACACGUUGGAGAUGCAGAACUUGAGGCACUUCGCCGGCGGCCUCGCCUUGAGUUCCGGGAGCUUCCUCCUCGCCCUCAUGGUGCCCUUCUGCUGCCUCCAGCUCCGGGGGCGGCGGAGGGUCCUGGGCUGUGGCCUCUGUCGGCCCCUUGGCUGGAACCCCCGCCGCUGGGCACUCUUCGCCGGCGGGGCGACUUUCACCAUGUUGGCCUGGAGCCUCGGGGUGAUGACGGCCAUGGCCUUCGCGCAAUGGCUGGCAAGCCCGGAUCGAACUGGCAUCCCGUUAAGCUUCCUCCUCGGUGCCGCAGGGUCUGCAAGCGCAGCAGCAGCCUUCGGCGCCGCGUCGGGCGUGCUGCUCUGCUUCUUCGCGUGCGCCGUGGCUCCCAGGAUGCAGGGCUCCUAUGAGCCCAUGGAAGACCCGAUGCAUCUGGCGCUUGCCUUGCUGGACGCCGACAUCAAGCUGGUCCGCCUCGAGUUCCUGCGCGAGCUGCACGAGUCCCACGGCCUGUGGCCUCGCCGACAGGAGGCCGAGAGGCUGCGAACUCGCUCCGGGCGCCCGGCGCUCCUCAGCCACUCGGAGGUGGUGAACUGGGCUAGGGCCAUGUGCGCAGACCCGAAGCAACAGCGGGUGAUUUCCUUGUCGCACAUGUGGGAAGCCACCGGGCAUCCUGAUCCCUAUGGCUUCCAACUCAGUGAGCUGGUCUGCUUGCUGGAGGAUGCCUGGAGGAGGGACUCGAGGAUGAUCCUCGGGGUGUUCAUUGACUUCAUGAGCCUCUACCAAUCCAGGCAGUCGAAGAAGCACGAAGAGAAGGCCUUUCAAGAUGCCAUGAGGAGCAUGCACCUUCUCUAUACGCACGACUGGACAUACACCGUGUGUGUGACAAGCCUGACGCCCCCGGCGUCGAAGGCUGGCCGGCGCCCCAGCCGACUCCACGUCUACUGUGAGGCUCCCCAUUCGGACGGCCCUGGCCUCCAGUGGUGUGAGCCCAGCAGUUUGAACCACAACUCUGCGGAGUAUCUGCAGCGUGGGUGGUGCCUUGCGGAGCUCCAGUGGUCCAGCCUCCGCAGCUCCAUGAAGUUCGGGCACGUCCUCGGCACGACGUCGUUCAAAAGCCAGCAUCUGCUGCAGCGUGCACCCAAGGGCCCUGCCAUGUUUCGGCGCGAGCUCGCCAAGAGCGCCUUCACCCACCGAAGCGACUUUUCCUUUCUCGCGGCGGCCCAGCAAAUGGUGUUCGAGGAGAAGGCCCGUGAUGCGCAAGCACUGGAGCUGGAAGGCCUGCCGGAGGCGGAGAUUGAGAUUCUGGCGGACUCCCUCCAGUCCUACCAGGCCUUGGAGCAGCUCCAGCUAUCCAGGUGUGCCAUCGGUGUUCAAGGAUUUGCGCUGCGCCUGACCUGGGUACAGUCACUCCGGAAGGUGGCGCUGCAAGAAUGUGCCAUUGCUGAUGCUGACCUUCCUCCCCUCCUUGAGGCUCUGACGCCCUCCUGCCCCUGGCUGAGCUUGGACCUCAGCCUGAACUUCGUGGGCGACGCAGGAGCCGCCAGCCUUUCUCGGGCACUGGCCAAGAAGCCCCGUCUUAAGGAGCUGGUCCUCAAGAACAACUGCAUCGAAGAUGCUGGCGCCACGGCUCUAUUCGAGGCAUGGGUUUCUCUGCACAACCAGGAGGCACCUGCUUCGAGCUGCUCCUCAGCCGCCCUGUUGGACAUGGCGGAGGGGGCGGUGCUCACCCGGUGGCGCAAGGACGGAUUGAUCGGGCUGGGCAAGCUGGACUUGCAGUACAACCUGUUAACCCGCAAGGGCAUCCGAGACCUGGAGGGGCGGAGUCGACAAGAGGGCUGGAGUCGACCAGGAACGACGCUGCUGGUGGCAGUGCAGAAGGAGCGGCGUGCCUUGGCAAAGGCCGGCUGGGCGGCGACGCAAGUUCAGGAAGAGCCUUCGACUCACCCUCCAAGCCCCUCCAUGCCGGAGACGGCCGACGAGGUUGGCGAAGUUCGCAGCCAGGAAGUAGUGACAGCCGACGAGGAGGCCGCCAUCCUGCACUCUGAGCCCGCGGAGGGCACCGGCGAGGUGGAAGAGGCGCCCUUCGUGCGACUUUCUAGCUUGGCUUCGUCUGGAUCUGCUCUUGCGGGCGCCCCCGUCGAGCCCGAUACCGACCUGCAGCAAAUUGACGUCAAGAUGCUUAUGGAAGAGGAGCUGCCAUUCUUCAACCCCCCCGAGGAAGAGAUGGGGUCCGACUUGGCAGGACCGCCACCACAAGGACCACCCUGCUGGGCACCCUUUGACUGCAACAAGCCCGGCGCCUGCCAGCUACAUCUCUGA